This is a messenger RNA of Cervus elaphus (red deer), 562 nucleotides long. It is a transcript of the gene FABP1, whose product is annotated as fatty acid binding protein 1. Gene Ontology annotation, biological process: fatty acid transport. NCBI's taxonomy places the organism in Eukaryota, Metazoa, Chordata, Mammalia, Artiodactyla, Cervidae. Gene Ontology annotation, molecular function: fatty acid binding. The coding region runs from base 104 to 487 and encodes 127 amino acids. The record is from RefSeq and is a predicted model, not a curated record. Gene Ontology annotation, cellular component: nucleus; cytosol. The transcript is spliced from 4 exons.
UGGAGGGGAAGGAGCCCCCUAUAAAUUAGCCCACACUGGCCCAUACUGGCAGCCCUGCCAGAAGAGCUGGUGGAUCAGCUGUGAAGAAAGCCUCUCCACCACCAUGAACUUCUCCGGCAAGUACCAAGUCCAGACCCAGGAGAACUAUGAGGCCUUCAUGAAGGCAGUCGGAAUGCCCGAUGACGUCAUCCAGAAGGGAAAGGAUAUCAAGGGGGUGUCGGAAAUCGUGCAGAAUGGGAAGCACUUCAAGUUCACCAUCACCGCUGGCUCCAAAGUGAUCCAGAAUGAGUUCACCUUGGGGGAGGAGUGUGAGAUGGAGUUCAUGACUGGGGAGAAGAUCAAGGCGGUGGUUCAGCUGGAAGGUGAUAAUAAACUGGUGACAACUUUCAAAGGCGUCAAGUCUGUGACUGAAUUCAAUGGUGACACUGUCACCAGUACCAUGACGAAGGGCGACAUUGUCUUCAAGAGAGUCAGCAAGAGAAUUUAGACAAAGUCUGCAUUUCGUAUUCUUUUAGCGUGUACAACUAAUGUAAUAAAGUGAACUUUGUUUUAAGAAAAAAAA